Messenger RNA from Symbiodinium sp. CCMP2592, 975 nucleotides. The record is from the annotation of a GenBank genome assembly. Lineage: Eukaryota; Dinophyceae; Suessiales; Symbiodiniaceae.
AUGACGUUGCUUCGUGCGGAGCCCAGUGCUAGUGCAGGAAAUGUGUGCGUUGAUGGUUACAUGUCUCGUCAGUCUCGUCUCACAACUAAUUACACGCCGGCACACGGUCUCAUUCCUCCCGUGUGCGAGUUAUCUGCGCGACCUGCACAAUUGCUUCCACGGCGGCUUGGCUCCCACGCAUGGAAGCGGCAUGCAAGUCGACAGGGCAUCACGACGGCCAGUGGGUCGUCGUACCAGAAGACUUACUCUGAUUGGGUGACUGAGAAUUUCUCACAGAGAUUCAAAACGUUUCAGAUCUUUGACCUUGCCAAGAGGGUUAUGCAUUACCUGAACGAUCUGGACUGCGUGAACAGAUUCAGUGAAGCUCUGGGAGACCAUUGUGACUUUCAGCAUGAGAACUUGUCGACGCUCGCAACAAUGCAGAACUUGCACGUGUUUGGCAAGCUGGUUGUAUCUUUGUCGGCCACCUACAGCCUUGAGCUCCUUUCGGAGGUUUUCAUUGUGGGGAGUCGAUACUUGGCAGUGAGCUCAGCUGUGCCCAUCAUACGGGACCGACCGAGUGGCUCGGGCGGAGACUAUGACAUGCCAAUGCCUGAAUGGACAUUUACCAAACACAUGCCUGCCAUCAUCGAUCGUCUCAAGACAGAGGUGGGCGGUGCGUCCUUUGUGACCAAGAUAUUCAAGCCUGCUGUCAGUGCCCGUGCUCAAGCAAGUUCGGAUGGAGCCACGCUCGACGUGAAUGAAUUGCUCGCGCCCAAGAAGCGGAAGCGAGCCACCUCAAAGCCAAAAGCAAAAGGCAAAGCGGCAAGGAAUCGUGCCACUGAUGACGACCGCGAGGAUGCGGAUCAAGUGUUGGCAGAUGUGGAGGAGGGCUGCGGAUGUAGCAGGAAACGAUGGUGGAUUGACGACUUGCUGUCUGCGCUGAUCCAUGCAGCAGGCUCUCGUGUGACAUGUGUGAGACGUCUCACCAACUGA